AUGGCGCAGGAGGAGGUGAGAAGAGCAACACUCAGGUCCAUUAUCACGGACGAACCUUGCGCUCACCCAACAGAUGUACUUCCAUGGGAGUCCUUGUAUCGGUCACCAUACACUGCGCAUGCGCCUGCGUCGCAGACUUUCGUCGAGAGGGUGAAGUUGUUCCGCACGCCGAUCAACUACAUCAACGGGGACUCAGGCUCGAGAACGGACGUGGACGACCCGGCGGUUUGCACGUACAGGCUGUCCAGGUUGGACGACAAGUACCCCGAGUACGUGGAAUUGCUCGCGGCCCAGACCGUCAUCAAGCAGGCCGUCGCGUUCCACAGGCUCGUGCCUUUCGAGUACAUCGGUGCUACUGGUUCGCCCUACAACUUCGCUCUGGGUCCGGUUUGCCUCCUGGAGGCUGCGAACGAGGGUCUGACUCGCAAUACAGCCCUUGCCAUCGCCGGUCCUGCCGUCCCAGCCACGGCCGCCCUCACUCCGGUCCUGCGGAUCCCUCAUAGCGAUGGGUAUAGUGCUCAGUACGGUGUCCCAGCGCUCUGCCCAAAUUCGCUCAACGUGAACCUGCGCCCUCGACUACGACUUACUUCCAUCUCGAAGUCUUAA
Molecule: messenger RNA, 606 nt
Organism: Dichomitus squalens LYAD-421 SS1
Lineage: Eukaryota; Fungi; Basidiomycota; Agaricomycetes; Polyporales; Polyporaceae
Exons: 2
Coding region: 1-606 (201 amino acids)
Source: RefSeq, a predicted model, not a curated record